AUGCAUGGGCUAUACAGAAAAAACCAGCUGAGCGCGCCCGAGGAACACCUCCGCACGAACGCAUUUUGUAGGAACAACCUGUUCAGCAGGUACGAAAUAAAACCCAAAUAUUUUAACGUACCAACAUAUGAGGUUAAAAAUAACAGCAAUGAAUGCUUCGAGAGGGUGUCAAACAAUUCCUGGUAUGAUACUAGCAGUUUUAGGAAGAAGAAAGGUGCGUUUUUAUUUUGCAGAGAACUGAGAAACAUCAAUUGGGGCAGCAACCACGAUGGGGUGGAAACCAACUUGAGUGACGAACCACACGAUGGGGUUGAGGCUUCUAUAAAUGGGGCGCUCCUAAUGCAGGCAAAAAGUGAAGACGCCAAGAAUUUAGACCAUUGCGAUAGUUUGCCCCAAGAUGUACUAUGUAGAAACCCAAAUGACAAAGCAUUGAAUGAUAAAAUAUCAAAUGAGAAAGAAAAAAGAAGAAAAAAAACACUCCCUUCACCUAAUGAUGGAGUAACUCCCACGAGCAGCUUUUUAACUCUUCAUGGCAGAAAGAAAAAGCUGCCCAAAUUAGCAAAAAUGCGUAGUUCCAAAAAAGUAGAUAACGUUAGAAAUGAAAAAUGGACUCCUGAAAGUUGUAAGCCUUUGGAGCAUGAACCCGCAGCAAGGUAUCCCCACAAAUGGGACGCCACCCAUACGGUUAGUGGCAAGCUGUACAAAAAGAAACAAACGAGCAUUGAUCUUUGGAAGUACAAAAAGGAGGAUAGUUUAAAGCGGUGCGCUUUUCAUGAACAGGUCAACGAGAAAAUCAUUUCCAGCAGGGAAUCAGUCGAAAAAGAAAUUAUGUGCCUACACAAAUUGGAUAUACUUCCUGUAGACGACAAAAUGAGGUCAGACAGAAGCGGAAAAGGGCAAUUGACAACCAGUUUUAGAAAGAUGAAAGAGAAAAGCGGUCACUGGAGGGAAAACUUAGCGGGGGUGUUACAAAUGACCCCGUCUAGGGGAGACGCAAAAAAGGAGUCUCUUGUCCGUUCAUACUUCACUUCUGAGGUUGCCUCCGUCAGUGUGAUUGCAAGUGGAGGUUACACCCAUGGGGGGAGCAAAAUUGAAGAGAAAACCACACCAAUGGGGGAAGAACAAAUAAAGAAGAUUAUUCACCCCAUUGGGAAUGCCAAAUCGAUGGCUAGAGAAACUGCCCUGAGCAAAGGAACGUACAUAGGUUACCAACAAAAGGGGAGAGGCUUAUUGAGGGCCCAAAAAAUGCUUCUAAACGACAGCAACCAGUGGGAAAAAACCAAAGAGGGGGGAUUAGAAGAGGGAGUUUCCCGAGUGCCCACCUGGAACUGCGCAGUAGAAUCAUCGCCCCACGGAGAAGGCACCCCCCCAAACAGAAAACGAAUGACCGAUUCGUUAGAGACAGCAAAUGUGGCAGAUAUAAAAUAUACAUGCUCAUCAGAGUACUCCUCCAAAAAAGGACCAACCAUAGAAUGUAUGAUGAUUGAAGACGUCGAUGGAAAUAAGCCCCAAAAGGAGGAGCAGCAGGCGCAGCAGCAGAGGGAGGAACGAAUCAUAGGGGUGUCCACAAAUGUACCACGACAGAGGAAAAAUCUGCACCUGUUAGACGAGUCCAGAAAUGAAAAGAUCUUCUUCGACUCCCUUGUUAACGCCAAAAUGUAUUUUCGAAUCGAUUUUAAGAUAUAUAAGCCCAUUCUCAUGAGGGCAAUUACCCAAGUGAAGGUGUACUCAAAUGAGAAGCUACUUCAGUGCGUUUACAUUAAGGAGUACCCUCAAAAUUUUUCUGUAGUUGUGCAAAGUGCUGUCCGAAUGUGCAAUGGAAAAGUGCUAGCCAAAAUGAAAAAUAAGUUAAUUAACAUCAAAGAAACAGGGGUUCUGAAUUUUACGUAUCUAAACAAUGAAAAAGUAAUUGGGUGUUCCCAUAUCAGCAUUAAGCAUCUAGUAAGUUCUGGAGGGGAAGGAGGUCUUUUCAUUCCAGUAGAAGACCACACAGAUUGUAGAAAAGAGAAAACGCCAAAAGAACCGUUUGUGGUAGGUUCUCUCCUCCCAUUCGGGAGGCAAGAAAUCAGCGUUUUAAAGUCUAAAAUUUUUGUUCACUAUAGGAUUGACUGCCCCAGAAGUAUGCAUGAUUUUAUUGCAUCUGGUGAAGUGGUCACAGCCAAGGAGAAAAUUUCCUUCUUGGAGGAUAUGGUUAGACAAUUGUAUAGUUUCAUACAAGAUUCGGCGCUGCUGAGGUUCGUGAAAGGUGCAGGGGUUACACAUGGGGGCAGUGAAUGUGGCGCCGGCAAUGGGGGGGAAGCUAGUCCGCAGGUGCCCUCCUUGGAGUACCAGGCGUGGAAAGAAACCGAGAAAGUAGAAAACGAGGACCAACACGCAGAGGGAGAAAAAGACGUAGACAGCGAAGAAGAUUUACACGGCAAAGAGCACGUAGACGGAGGAAAAUACGUAUGCAGCGAAAAACACUUAGACGGCGAAGAACACUUAUGCAGCGAAAAAAACUUGGACAGCGAAAACACCCGCGGUAGAAGUGGUCAUAUGGGGAACGACGAUCCGAGGCAACGCGAGAAGAGCAGUCCCCCCAGCGCGAUCAGCGGGGGCAAUACUCCGGAAGGAGGUUGCCGAGAGACUAAGGAUCAUCUCCCCAGUGAGAAUUACCCGCAAAAUGGCGAAAGGGAAGAUGAAAAUGAGGUGACGGAAAAAUCCGAGAGCAGCGAUUUACAGGAAGGACGUUGCGAUAAUACGCCUAGCUCGAACCAUAAAGAUCCUCCUUGGUGUGAUGUCAUAGCCACGGGUAACCUACGGGGAGAGGCACCCAAUCGCAGUGACAUAGUGGAAGAUGUGUUAAUAUUCAAACGGGAAGAGCAGGGAAGAUAUAGUUGCCAAGUUGUGGGUGGCAGCCCGGGUGAACGGGAUAACCCCCAUGUGGAGAGCGCCCUCCCUGGGCAGACACACAAUGAGAAUGCAGAGAAUGCUGAGAAUGCAGAGAAUGCUGAGAAUGCAGAGAAUGCAGAGAAUGGAGAAAAUGCUGAGAACCGCUCUAAAGGUUGCAAAGACGAAGCAGAGGAAGGCGCCACGAACAGGUGUUCCCCCAAAGGGGUGCCUACUUACCCUAAGGGAUCAAAAACAAAUUACCCAUUGGAAUAUAAAAGCAAGAAAAGGCAAAUAGAGCAACUACAGAGCAUCAUAGCGGAGUAUAAAAAAGAAAUAGUCGAAAAAGUGGAGGAAAUCCAAAAAUUAAAACAUUCAAACCAUAACACUAAUAUAUUGUACAAAGCCUGUUACAGGAAAUUACAGGAAAUUGAAAAGGAACGGAAAAGAACCGAUGCAAUGAACUUCCUACUGAGAUUUGAUGAUUCCUAUGCUAAUAAGUUAACCAAUCGUUUGGACACAAAGAAAGUCCUCCACAAAAGAAAGGUAUAUACAGAAACUGACGCAAAUGUAAUCAUGGGCCCUGUUGUGCGAAGGGUAAACUCGCUGCGAAGUGCCUUAGUUGCGAUAAACAGUGAAGAGAACAACAUGGGUGGAAAUGCCAUCCGUAGGAGCGGCACUGGCACCGUCACGGGGGGCAGCACCUAUGCAACCACGAUGCGGAGCCUGCCGCCAGAGGGGAAGGAAAAAUUGAACAAAAAGAAACAGACCAUCCGCACCGAGUCCGACAACAAGGCGAUUAUGAAAUUAUUCGGCGCUGAUUUGGGGGAAAACUCCCGGGUCGAAAAAGUCGCCACAACGAGGGGAAUCAUCACGGAUAAGAGGGGCGACGUCGACCAUUACGAUGACCACUACGGUGACCAGUUAGGUGAUCGCCGCGUCCUCCUGAGUAACUGCCAAAUUAAAGAAAAAAAAAUUGACGCACUUGUAAAAGAAAACAAAUCGCUAAAGGAACGAAUAAACAAAUUGACCUUAACUGAUGCGGAAUGUCCCAGCAGAAUACCUUCACUCAAAAAUGUCUACUCCAGCACAAGGGAAAAGGACAAAUGUAGAGCCCAGAAACAUGCCAAAUUAAGAGGCGUCGAGCAGCACUGCACAAACACAAACUACCUGGAGAAUUCGUGGAGGGAGAAAAAAAUUUACAAUUACGCUGGGGUGAGGAACAACAAGUAUAGCAGUAACAGCAGAUUUAACUUCCCUCUCAAUUUGAUUAAAAGUUAUUCUCAUGAUCCCAUUGCGCACAGAGACGUGGACAUCAAUCAGUCCGGGUGCUAA
Messenger RNA from Plasmodium inui San Antonio 1, 4203 nucleotides. RefSeq lists its product as hypothetical. Lineage: Eukaryota; Apicomplexa; Aconoidasida; Haemosporida; Plasmodiidae. The coding region runs from base 1 to 4203 and encodes 1400 amino acids. The record is from RefSeq and is a predicted model, not a curated record. The transcript has a single exon.